This is a messenger RNA of Mizuhopecten yessoensis (Yesso scallop), 5089 nucleotides long. RefSeq names its product heat shock 70 kDa protein 12B-like. The record is from RefSeq and is a predicted model, not a curated record. NCBI's taxonomy places the organism in Eukaryota, Metazoa, Mollusca, Bivalvia, Pectinida, Pectinidae. The transcript is spliced from 7 exons. Bases 99 to 1769 code for a protein of 556 amino acids.
CUACAGGUACAUAAACUCAUUUCAGUCCCGGAUAUACACACAGACGCACGUAACCACACAUAUAUCCAGUACAAAAGGGACGUCUUUCACCUCUGGACAUGGCGAAAGAUAUAUAUUUCUCAGUGGUUAUCAGUAUAGGAGAGACAUACUGUAGAUCAGCAGCUUGCAGUAAAUUCGGUUCGGAUAACGAUCCGUUCACGAUAUCGGCAAUGGUAUGGUCUAGCGCCAUUCGCAAUGCGUACGACCUAAAAAAUUCGACCACCCUCCUUCUACAUCCGGACAAGAGCUUCCACUCCUUUGGUUAUGAGGCCGAGAAAAAUUAUGCCAACAUGACAGAGGAUGAAGAGAAGGAUCAAACCAGUUACUAUUACUUCCGGAGCUUGCACAACCUUAAGAAAAUAAACAAAGGCGCAAAAAUUAAAGACGAGACGGGUAAGAUGUUACCUGUAUUCGAUGUAUUCGUCCAUUCCAUACGAUUCAUGAAAGAAGAAACUUUUCGAGUGGUUCCACAUACAUUCAUCCGCGAAUAUACCAUGUUCAUGGUAACCUUCCCCGCGAGAUGGGGAAACAAUGCCAAACCGUGUAUACGAGAGGCCGCAGAAAAGGCUGGAAUACCUAGAGAUAACCUUAUUGUAGUCCUAGAUCCUGAGGUGGCUGCAUUAACCUGCUAUUUACCGGAAAGUAACCAGAUCGACUCAUUUUACAAGCCCAUCAUGUCAGGAGCUUCUUACAUUGUCGUGGAUUUGGGAGGCAGAACCGGCGACAUAUCUUACCAUCAACAUAACGGAUUUCUUAGAAAGCUGCUGCCGACUGAAGGAAGAGCACUUGGAGGAAACAGUGUAAACGAUGAAUUCUGGAAACUCCUGGGGCAGGUUUACGGAGAGAAACAAUUACUGCGGCUAAAAAAAGAAAACCCAGACGACUACGAUAGUGUGAUAAAAGUAUUCGAAAAUAAGGUGCGUUUCACUUCAUUAGAAGGGGACGGGUUUCUUAGAAUGAAUAUCAGGACAAUCCUAAUUGACAAAGAGGUCACUGAUUUAAGUCGAUUUUCUGGCAGUUUCCGAGUUGGCCCUGGGGACAAGCUUUCUUUCAGUCUGGAACAAAUCCGACGAUUGUUUGAAAAAACUUUAACAGCUAUUGAAACAGGCAUCGAGAGGAUCCUGCAUGCUCAUCGGUUAAAAGGAGCUGAAUACAUAUUGCUGGUUGGCGAAUUCUCGGAGUGUAAACUUGUGCAAAGCGCCAUCAGGAAAAGGUUCCCUCAGAAGAAAGUUAUCGUGCCAUGUCAACCAAGGCUGGCUGUUGUUAAAGGGGCAGCUCUCUUCAUUUUCAUUUCAAAGACAAUGAAUAGCGAAGCGCGAUGUACUUAUGGUGUUCAACACUGGCCAAAGUUUGACAAAACUCGACAUCCGUUAGACAAGCUGGUGGUGAUUGACGGGGUCAUUCGAUGCAAAGAUGUUUUUUUCAAAUACAUCGAAAGGGGUGAACAGAUUCCUAAAAACCGAAGAAUAUCACAUGUGUGUUCACUGUUUACCUCCAGCACCGACACAGUAGAGUGUACAGUGUACGCAUCAUGCCAUCGUGACCCUCAGUUUACCGACGACGAGGGAUGUGCUGUCCUAGGAGUGCUACGGGCACCCUUCACUGUUGACAGAAAGGUGGCGGAGGUGGAGAUAGAACAAACCCUUAUCUUCAAUAAGACAUGCAUCACGUUACAGGCAAUAAACAUGGAGACUGGACAGGUCUGCGAAACACAGAUGGAAUAUAUGUAAAUGCAAUGGGAGGAUGAGUUCACGGAAGGAGGUGACCGGUGUCGACCCACACGCAAUUGUGUACAUACUAUAUUUUCUGGCAAUAGACGCCGUAUCUGUCUGUCUGUCGUUUUGUGUCCGUGUUGACGCAACUAGUGAACGUCUGCAUUUGCUUGUCAAAUGUACCAGAAACGAUUUCCGUGACAAGUUAGCUUAAAACUUGGAAACUAUCAUAUUUACUGAUGUAGGUCAUAGGUCCAACGACACAGAAAACUGUUGAUAUAGCCGCGUACUUAGUAUGGAUGUAAUAUCAUACACAUAUCAAGUAGACUAGGUCCAUGUUUCUAUGUGUGUAUUCUUCAUAAAUAAUAUCUUCCUCUCCUGUAAAGCACUUUAACAUUUAGGGGUCACAAAUCUUCGCGGUUUCGAUCUGUAAGCAAAUAAAUGCGGUUUUAUUUUAAUGACAGGUCAUCAAAAGCUAAGAAUAACUGAUUUUAUAACAGAAAGACAUAACAUUUCUGUUGUUUGUGCUUUGAGAACUUUCCCCAUGCCGCCAAUAAAGUGAAAAUAUUAACCCCGAAAUUUAAGCGCUAUACAGUAUUCAAGUGGAAAACAUGACAAACGUUAUACUGUGCAAUUAUCAGUUGUAAAUAUUAUUUCGGUAGUUGUUGUGCUAAUGUUCACUCUGUUUUAUUGGUUAUUAAAAUAAUAUGCAUUUGCACGAAUUAUACAACAGCUUCUUAAGAUGUUUAUAUAAGUUCAUAUCCUAAAAUAAACGAUUGACCCUCUUUCUACUGUAUCUGUAUUAAAAAAAUAUAUAUACUGCAAAAACCACAUAUCGCUUAGGUGUCUGACAAUAUUUCCGUAUAAUUUCGUAGAAUGAUUUGUUAGAUAUAGCAAGAUAUUCUAAAAGGAUAACAAUAAAAACAAAACAAACAUUAUUGGGUUUUUUUGUAAGUCAAGAUAAAUGUAUGAAAAUAUUUUCGGAUUAUUAUUUUUAGGGCUUACGAAGGUCCAUUUAAUCAAAAUUUAAUUAAAAUUUCUUAAAGGACACCUUUAAGAAAUUUUGAUUAAAUGGAACUUCGUUAGCCCUAAAAAAAUCCAAUUACAGAUACAAAUGAAUAUCAGUAUAAUUAAUCAGGGCAAAUCGCGAAUAUUUUAGGCACGACGCUGAACUUUUUACACCAAAAACAUUAUUUUUAAUGAAUACCAACAUGCUUGCAGCACCGAUACAAAAAAAAAAAAAAGAUAAAACCUUUUCUAUGUAUCUAAAAACAUUUGUGAAUCAUUUUCUUCAUUUUAAAAUGAAAAAACAGAAUCAGAUUCAGGCAUUUUGGCUGAUUCAAACUAAAAGAUGUUAAAGAGAAAUUGGAAGCCCAUUAUAUCGACCCAUUUUACUAUGUCAUACGGACAUGUCAUAAAUAUGGUAUUACACAUGUGAUGUGUAAUAAAACCUAAAGGUACUGCGAUUGGUCAAAACCGUGGGAAAAUAUUCCUACGCCACUAAAGGUACUACUUCUUUUUACUCAACGUCAUGAUACAUUUAUUGUUAUUUUAAAUUAAUUUCAUGUGUAUUUUGUUAUUACUAUUAAUUUUUAUCAUUGCAUUUAAAAUUAGUGUUCAUGUCAUGUUAAGUUUUUUAAACUCGUUCAAUAGUUUGAUAUGAAUCUCGCCUCAAGGCUGCUGUUAUAUCAAAUUAUUGAACUCAUUUAAUAAUUUCAAUAUGACAUGGUCACUCAUGUCAGAUCCUCUAUUUAUCGGGCAGAUUGCCCUAAAAUCUUUACAAAUUCCUUUGUCAAAGCUAUCGUUGUUUCCUCUUUGCUUAUGUAUCUAUUUAAGUAAUACAUAUCCAACAGACAUUUCUUUGUUCGUAUCCAGUGCCUGCAUUUGUUCAUAUUGUCGUUAUUACAUAUGAGACAUAUAUAUAUAAGAUAUGACACACAAUAUUUUUUUGGGUAACAGAGAGCUUACUCAAUUCAAUGUGUUUAAAACAUUGGGUGUUAUAUACAUAACUUUCACAUUUAAGUUUUAAUGUGCAUAGAAGAAAUAUUAUAAAAAAUAUAUUCCCAAAUGUUAGAGGAUUUUCAAACGUUAAUGCAAAGGGCUUUUAAAUACUACAGUUUUAAGAAGUGUGUACAUCAUAUUAGUCAGAAGCAGAUCUGAGUACUAUACUGGGAUUUGGUCGCCCUUUUAAUUAGCAUUUGGAAAUUGCCCUAAGGAUGUUUAAAGAUUGAUAUGCAUGUAAGUCAAAAUUAAUUUUGAUGGUUAACCUUAUAUAUAUGUGAGUAAGCAAUUUAACUUACCUAGUCUGGGAUGUAGACGGUAAUACUUGGACAGUAUUUUUGCUUUAUAAAUGAGUGUCCAUAGCCUCUUUGUUCUUAUUCAUCAAUUAGGCUUUUAUAUGUACUAGGACGAAGUAUUGGAAUAAAUGUGAAAACUUCGUUUUACGACCCAUUUUGCAGAUUUUUCUUAUCAGCUAAGACAUUUUAUUUUAACCUUAUAAAAUAUACUUAUAAUUUAGAUAUUGUGUGCCAGACUCUGUCAAGGUUUCGGGAACAGCUGAAAUACAAAACGUUUUAGCCGCCUACUGUUUACCAGAGUAUUGUUGUUUUACUUAAAUUUAUAACCAGAUUAUACCACACAUGUUAUUACUUAUCUUAUAAUUAUUUGACCUACAGGUCUGUUGAAUUCAAUGAAUUGAUAUAAAGAGUGCCUGAAGAACAAACGUCGGACGUAUGAUUUCGUCCAACAUAACAGUGUUGUCCUACGACGAUGCUAUCAACAAAUGUGAAAGAAGAGAAAAAAAAUAAUAGAUAUUUUUCAAUUUUCUUUUUCAUCUUUUUUCUCUAAUAAGGUGUUCUCUGGGACACUAUUUAAUGUCUAUUGACUCACAAGAAAACGAGGAGUUGACAGCGCUUUCAGGUAGUCAGCUUCAAACAUUCUUUUCAUAAAGAAAACAAUUUUGUCAGCUUUUGAAGAAAAUAUCAUGGGACACGGCUUGGUCAAUCGCUGCAGACCAGUUAACGUAAUUGAAUAGAGCUUACGGUUACAUAAAUCAAAUACGAUUUAUGUAUUAUUUUAUAUUUUCAAGUAAAAAAAGACAUUUGGUAAUUGAUAUAUAUGACUAUGAAAUGGAAAUAUUUGUGUCUGUCGGUUUAAUUUGUUGAUAGAUAAAGUCCUGUAUAUUGAUGAUAUUGUGUUGACAUUUUUACAACUACAGUGUGUACAACGAUUAUCCUGUCCGUAUUUCUGAUCAAGUAAAUACGAAUUUCGUACAUAAAACUGAUGGAAUUUUCCAGUAAUAGGCGAUAUCAAUUAUGAACAAACUUGAGAAUAUUCAA